This is a messenger RNA of Knipowitschia caucasica, 1392 nucleotides long. The record is from the annotation of a GenBank genome assembly. NCBI's taxonomy places the organism in Eukaryota, Metazoa, Chordata, Actinopteri, Gobiiformes, Gobiidae.
AUGUAUUUAAACGAGGCAGAAGACGAGAAUGACGAGGCGGGGAAUGACAUGGGCAUGGAGAGAGUGUUUGAGGAGCUCAAUACAUUAAAGGGGACCGUAGAUGGCCUGGAGACUCGUCUUAAAGAGACAGUGGACAGUGCUCUGAGCAGAGAGGAGGGGCUAAGAGCGGCAAUGGAUGUGAUGGCAGGAGAAUUCAAAAAGUAUGUGGAUGGAAAGCUACAGCGUUUUGAUGAAGUUGUCACAGACUGUCUAUUACGCAGGGACCAGAGGUGGACGGAGGAAUUAAAAAGGAUCCAAUCGAAGUCCCGGAUGUCCUGGGGACCCGUUAGUUAUUCUACGCCUUCCAUCCCUGCACAUUCUUCACACCGGCGACUAAGCGCAGACGAGACCUGUCCCACAGUACCAGCAGCCGCAGCCAGACCCCCCAUUAGAAUGGAGUUUCCUCAGUUCGGAGAGUCGCGAAAUUCUUCUGACGUCACGGACUUUGUUGAGCAGUGUGAGAACUUUUUAACCCUCAGACCACUGAGUGACAUAGAGCUGAUGGGAACGCUCAACACAGUUUUAAAGGGCCCUGCACGCAGUUGGUGGUUGGCCGCCCGCAGUAAAAUCUGCAACUGGACGGACUUUAGGAAGUCCUUCCUAGAGGCGUUCUUACCCAUGGACUAUCAGGCGGAGAUUGAAGAUCAGCUCAGGACCAAUGUGCAGGCCCCAGGCCAAUGCCUGAGAGAUUUUGCGUACGACCAUCGAGCUCUCUGUCUAAAGUGGAGACCAGAUAUGACGGAGGCAGACAUGGUGCGUCGCAUCCUCAAUGCUUGUAACCCUAGGCUGGCUAGCGGGCUGCGAGGCACAGUUACCACCGUUGAACAGCUGGUGAAGGUGGGCUCUCUUAUUGAGAAAGACUGGAGCAACACAAAGGACUAUUGGAGCAGAGUUCAGCAGUCACAUCCUCCUAAAAGGGUGGGCAAAAAGAACGACCAUGGUCCAAACCGGAGCUCCGGUGGCGACGUCGCUACAGCUUUGGGCGAGCCGUCUCUCCUUGUCGUGCCGGUCUACCUUCGCGGUUCCAAAGGCGAUGCGGUACUCGAUUCGGGAUGCACUUACUCCCUCAUGAGCCACUCACUAUGGAAGGCCAUCAAGAAGGACGGAGAGAUUCUAGCGAGAUUGCUAAGGCCCAAGAGGCGGACCCUUCCUGUCAAGAGCUCGGGCCGUCUGACCGCCAAGCAAGCCCGGGUCGCAUCCAUUACCAACUCCAACAGGACGUGUGGUACAGAGGCGUACCUUCCAAUCACUAUGGCAAAACGCAGACCUCAUGCUUCAGUGAAGCCCCGCCCCCGUCGCCGCAAGCGAGCAGGGAAGGUGAAGAAGCAGCGCAGGAGGAAGCGCCGCUCAUAA